AUGCGUUUCUCUGCCCUCCUCGUCACUCUCGGCCUCACCGGUGCCCUGGCCACGCCCACUCUGGUCUCUCGUCAGGGAGGUGCCGUCGGUGUCAUCUCCGACAUCCAGGCCCAGACCUCUGCUCUGGCCUCCGCCGUCUCCUCCUACAACGGUGGUGACCCCUCCGCCGUCAAGUCCGCCUCUGAGAAGCUCGUCAGCACCAUCAACUCCGGUGUCGACACCGUCAAGAACGGCGCUGCCCUCAGCACCGGCGAUGCUCUGGCUCUGACCUCCCCCGUCCAGGACCUGACCAAGCAGGUCGAGGGCGUCGUCAGCGACCUCAUCUCCAAGAAGGACCAGUUCGUCGCCGCCAACGCCGGUGGCACCGUCUACCAGGACCUCCAGGCCCAGUACACCGCCGCCGACAACCUGGCCAAGGCCAUCUCUGCCAAGGUCCCCGAGUCUCUCUCCGACAUCGCCGCUCAGCUCUCCGCUGGCAUCACCGCCGCCAUCCAGAAGGGUAUCGACGCCUACAAGGACGCCGCCAGCUCCACCGGCACUGCUUCCUCUUCUGCCUCUGCCACUGAGACCAAGACCGCCACCGAGACCUCCACUGCCACCGGCACCGUCACCAAGACGGCCACUUCCACCGCCGUCAUCCCCACCGGUACCGCCUCCGGCAGCGCCUCCGCUACCCCCUCCACCAGCGCUACCCCCACCAAGGGCGGCUCCGGCUCCAGCACUGGCUCUGCCACUGCCUCCACCAGCACCAACCUCCUCGCCACUGGCGCCGCCAGCAAGGAGCACUUCAGCUACUCUCUCGGCGGUGCCGUCGUCGCUGCCGCCAUCGCCGUCGCUUUCUAA
Aspergillus lentulus is the source of this 843-nucleotide messenger RNA. Its product is annotated as cell wall mannoprotein 1 family protein. The record is from RefSeq and is a predicted model, not a curated record. NCBI's taxonomy places the organism in Eukaryota, Fungi, Ascomycota, Eurotiomycetes, Eurotiales, Aspergillaceae. Gene Ontology annotation, cellular component: extracellular region.